AUGUGCUGGCACUCGGGUGGCUUCCACUUUUAAUCUUUCUCAGCCACCUCAAUUUUCUUACCCACAUACUCCUACAAAACAAUGCUCCUAAUUAACAUCUGCAGACUGCAGUAAAUUCAACUUUUAAUACUACAACUUACUCAUGACCAUGUCUGAAUCGUGACUGUGUCCAGCUAGCACCAUACUUUGAACCACUUCCACUAAAGUUCCUUAACUAGUUGUUUCUUUUGGUUUUGCCUGCUUGCGUUGAACCUUCCCUCCUCAAAUUUAAACCAUUACCUCAUCCCCUCCCCCCCUAUAUAUACCCCGAGUAAUCCUUCUACUGAACUCAUCAAAACAAAUCUUCUAUCUUCGAGUAUUCGACAUAUAUAGCCAACACGAAAACACGUAUAGUCUGAGUGACAAUUUAUUUUUAUCGAUAGAUAUAAUGGCAGCGGGUAUGAAUAAUUUUUUCUGUGUUAUUUUUUGUUGUUUAGUGGUAUUUUCGGCAGCUGCCUUAGCUGCGAGUAAUUUGAACCAAGAGGUGGACGUGACAUGGGGAGAUGGACGUGGAAAAAUUCUUAAUAAUGGCGAGCUUCUCACGCUCUCUCUCGAUCAGACCUCUGGUUCGGGGUUUCAGUCCAAAAAUGAGUACUUAUUCGGCAAGAUUGAUAUGCAGCUGAAGCUUGUUCAGGGUAACUCAGCUGGCACAGUCACAGCUUACUAUUUGUCGUCGCAAGGAACUACCCACGACGAAAUAGACUUCGAAUUCCUUGGAAACUUGAGUGGUGAUCCGUACAUCCUCCACACCAACGUGUUCAGCCAAGGCAAAGGAAACAGAGAGCAACAAUUCUACCUCUGGUUUGAUCCAACUGCUGAUUUCCAUACUUAUUCGAUCCUCUGGAACCCCCAGCGUAUCAUAUUUUCAGUUGACGGAACGCCCAUCAGAGAAUUCAAGAACGCUGAGUCGGUUGGUGUAGCAUACCCAAAGAACCAACCCAUGAGGAUUUACUCUAGCCUGUGGAAUGCCGACGAUUGGGCAACAAGGGGAGGGCUGGUCAAGACCGACUGGACCAAAGCUCCUUUCACUGCCUCGUAUCGGAAUUUUAACGCGAACGCUUGCAUUUCAUCGUCGUCCUCCCCCUCAUCAUCGCCUUGUAGUUCGACUUCCCAAGGGGAUAAUGCAUGGCUAACAGAAGAACUAGACGCCACCAGACAAGAGAGGCUGAAAUGGGCGCAGAAGAACUAUAUGAUUUACAAUUACUGCGCCGAUUCGAAGCGUUUCCCACAAGGCUUCCCUAAGGAAUGUGCUCUCAACGCGUAGUCGGCUCGACAUAGAAAAAGCAUUUCUUCAGUGUUUCUACAUAUACGUGCAUAGCAAGAUUACUUCUUUGUGUUUCUUGUGUAAUUUUUUGGUGAUAAAAAUUCUUUAUUUGUACUUUUUACAUGCCUAAUAAAAGAUGCAGUACUUAGUUUGUCUA
Daucus carota subsp. sativus is the source of this 1460-nucleotide messenger RNA. RefSeq names its product probable xyloglucan endotransglucosylase/hydrolase protein 23. Gene Ontology annotation, biological process: xyloglucan metabolic process; cell wall biogenesis. The coding region runs from base 428 to 1303 and encodes 291 amino acids. Lineage: Eukaryota; Viridiplantae; Streptophyta; Magnoliopsida; Apiales; Apiaceae. Gene Ontology annotation, cellular component: apoplast; cell wall. Gene Ontology annotation, molecular function: hydrolase activity, hydrolyzing O-glycosyl compounds; xyloglucan:xyloglucosyl transferase activity. The transcript has 3 exons. The record is from RefSeq and is a predicted model, not a curated record.